GAAGAGGGAGUGACCCUGCACGUGAUCGCGAGGAAUUAUGAUCCAUUGGGGAACAACUUGUCAGACUGCCUCCGCACCACCACAGUCCUGAAGAACAGCGAGAACCACACCGGCAAAACAAGUGGUCACGUUCAUGAAUCACAAGGCUGCUAAAUGGAUGUCCAUUGACCAGGGACUAGUAGCCUUCGCUGAUGAGAAUGGAGAAUUUAAUUUCAUGAAAACUGCAGAAGACUCGGCUGGCCCCAAAAUGUCGUACAAAUUUUUGCAUACGGAAGAAAGCUGCUGCGUUAUGGAGGUGACCUACGCUGGAGCCAAGAGGACGGUGCUACAGGUGGAGAAAGAGUCGACACAGGAGGAUACCGACGAACGACACUGCGUGUUGUGGGCGAAACAAGACGCACUGGACGCUCGUCAUGCGUCGUGCGAAGAAUACUUCUUGCAUAACUGCGUCACGAAACACGUGUACACUGUUUACAACAGGACAGAAUGCACAUCGGCACGAUCGCAUUCGCCUGCGGAGAUCAGAAGCGAGGCUAUCGGGUAAUAAAAAGAAAAUGAAUGCAA
Messenger RNA from Rhipicephalus microplus (southern cattle tick), 564 nucleotides. RefSeq lists its product as uncharacterized. Gene Ontology annotation, molecular function: amine binding. Gene Ontology annotation, biological process: symbiont-mediated perturbation of host defenses. NCBI's taxonomy places the organism in Eukaryota, Metazoa, Arthropoda, Arachnida, Ixodida, Ixodidae. The record is from RefSeq and is a predicted model, not a curated record.